GCGGUCCGUUACAUCAUUUUAUCUCCAUGAUCAAGACGGGAUUUAAUCUACAUGUGACUUUAUCACAGUCGGUAGAAGUAAUAGGUGAACAGUCGGUGAUUUGAAGUCAUUGAAAGGUUGUGCCUCGAGUGAUAUUCCUGUUACAAUAAGUAAAACACCUUUUAGUGUUAUCAGCGACUCAUUACUGCAACAAACACUUUGAAGAAACGUUUCGGGGGGAAAUGAGACAAAAACUCAAUAACAAAAAUCGCAACUGAUUAUGAAGGAUCUUCAACGUGAAGAGACGUUGAUGAUGGGCACCUGUAUUUUGAGAUGAUUCAUAUUUAAAGCACUAUGCCUCCAGUGACCUCUCAAGAACUGCCACUGAACAUAUAUGUCGUCAUCUUCGGCACUGGGGUACUUGUGUUCGUCUUAAGUCUCAUAUUCUGCUGCUUCUUUAUAAGUAAACUGAGACAUCAGGCUCGGAAUGAGAGAGCUGGUUACAUGAUGGUUGUAUUCAAAGAUGAAACAACACAGUUACAUGGGCAUGGGCUAACAUGUGCAGUUUGCUUAGAGGAUUUCAGGACAAAGGAUGAGCUUGGGGUGUUGCCAUGCCAACACGCAUUCCACAGAAGGUGUCUGGUGAAGUGGCUUGAAGUGAGAUGUGCUUGUCCUAUGUGUAACAUUCCCAUCAGUGCCGCUCUGGGUCAAACACAGAGUCCCGGAAACCUGCUAGAUGAAUUGCUUUAAGUUUUCUAUUCGCCAAAACACCUCUUUCAGGAUACAUACAAUUAAGUUUUCUCAUAUGGUGGACAUUAUUUUCAAAAAAUCUUGUACAAGCCAAGCAAAUGGCUUCUAUUUGAAAACAGUAUUGUUGUAAAAGAUCAUAUUUGCAGUGUUUUGUAUGUCUGGCUUAAAAUAAGAAUGUUUACAUUAAAUUUUGUGAGUCCCUUUGGUGUUUAGCCUUUAAAAGGUAUUAGUCUAUUAAAGUGGGCUGGGUUUGAAGCAGACCUGUCACCAAAUGUCAGCGAAUCUCCCUAAUGAAUAUUAAUUAGUUGCACAUUGCAUAUGUUGUUUAGUUGUUACUUGGCCUUAUCAGAUUGGUUUAAUCUGACAAUCUAAUUGAUUUAAUCUUGAAUUAAUCUACAACUUUGCUAUUUGAAAACAGGUUGACUGGGGGAAAAAAACUGAGAUCCCAUUAAAGGAACUGUUUACCCAAAAGUUCAAAUUGACGUGUAUGACUUUCUUCUUCAGAAUACAAAUUGUGAAUUUAGAAGAAUUUAUUUCUGCACUGUAGGUCUUGACAAUGCAAGUAAAUGGUGACCAAAACGUACGAUCCAAAAAGCACAUAAAGGCAGCAUAAAAGUAAUCCACACAACCCCAGUGAUUUACUCCAUGUCUUCAGAAGCAAUCCAGUUGGUUUUAGGUGAGAACAGACAAAAAUAUUACUUUUUUACUGUACAUCUUACCAUUGCAGUCUCUUGGCACAAUCAUUAUUUCAUGCUCGAUUAUACUUCCUAGUGCUUGGGGCUUGCGCAGAGCGCUAGAUGGUGAUGGGAGGAAAAUCAAGAUUUAAAUCAUGAUCACCAAGGAGUCUGUUGAGUUCAAGAAUUAAAGUUAAGUUUUGGUCUGUUUUCACCCAAAACUGACUGGAUCGCUUCACAAGACGUUGAUUAACCCACUAAAGCCUUACGGAUUAGUUUUAAAAUGCCUUGAUGUCCUUUUUUUUUAGCUUUAAAAUUUUGGCCAUAUUUAUUCUAAAAAUCUUUGUUAGUGUUCAGCAGAGUAAAGUAAGUCAUGCACAUCUGGGAUGGCAUAAUGGUGCCUAGUUUCUUCCAGACAUGACACUUGGAAUUGAGGCCAAACAGUUCAAUCUUGUUUCUCACACUCUGAGGGUCCUUUAGGUGCUUUUUGCUAAUUCCAAGCAGGCUUUCAAGUGUCUUGAAUGGUGGGUGAAUAAAUGAGAAUUUCACAUUUUGGACAAACUAUUCCUCUAAUUCAUGAUUCUUUUGGUUCAUAAUAGCAUACCAACAUACUUUUGUCCAUUUCUGCAGUAUAUACAGUGCAUUCAUAAAGUAUUCAGACCCCUACAUUUUCACAAAUGUUGUAAUGUUGCAGCCUUAUGCUAAAAUGCUUUAAUUUCUUUUCACAUCCAUCUGUACUCCA
Xyrauchen texanus (razorback sucker) is the source of this 2145-nucleotide messenger RNA. RefSeq names its product RING finger protein 122-like. Lineage: Eukaryota; Metazoa; Chordata; Actinopteri; Cypriniformes; Catostomidae. Bases 334 to 729 code for a protein of 131 amino acids. The transcript has 6 exons. The record is from RefSeq and is a predicted model, not a curated record.